AUGGCAUCCGACAUGAGCCCGGAGGAAUCGAUUGCCCUCAUUAAGGCAAAUCUUGCUGAGGUCCUCGACGGAGAUAUAAUUGACAAUGUCAUCCUUAAGGAGAAGCGUCCUCUUAAGGUAUACUGGGGGACUGCAACGACUGGCAGACCGCAUUGUGGAUAUUUUGUGCCUAUGAUUAAAAUAGCAGAGCUACUGAGGGCAGGUUGCACAGUCAAGGUACUUCUCGCAGAUAUUCACGGUUACCUGGACAAUAUGAAAGCACCUCUCGAACUCGUCGAAUAUCGAGCCAAGUAUUACGAACGAGUAAUCAAGUCAGCUUUGAGAGCAGUUGGUGUAGAUUUGAGUCGUUUGGAAUUUGUGCUAGGAAGUUCUUACCAACUCAACAAGGAAUACACAAUGGACCGAUUUAAGCUGGAGGGUAUCACAAGAAUCAAUGUCGCCCAGAAGGCUGGUGCAGAAGUCGUCAAGCAAACGGAUGAUCCAACACUUGGUGGUUUAAUCUACCCUCUCAUGCAGGCCUUGGACGAACAAUAUCUCGAUGUCGAUGCACAAUUCGGUGGUGUUGAUCAAAGGAAAAUCUUCACUUUCGCAAAGGAAAAUUUACCAAAGAUAAAUUACAAGGUCAGGGCACAUUUAAUGAACACAAUGGUUCCUGGUCUAGGAGAGGCUGCGAAGAUGAGCUCCAGCGAUGCAGACUCGAAAAUUGAUCUGCUGGAUGGGCCAGAGGCUGUCGAGAAGAAACUGAAAAAGGCGAAGUGCGUGCCAAAGGAAGUUGAGGGCAAUGGUGUCAUUGCUUUCGUGGAGCAUGUCAUUUUCCGCGCUCUUGCUUUAAAGAAUGGAGGCACUUCGAAAUUUGUUGUUGAAAGGAAAGAUCAAGAGCCGCUGGUCUAUGAAUCUGUGGAGAGAUUAAAGGAAGAUUACACGGCAGACAUUCUCACCCCUCAACUUAUCAAACAUGCUCUUACAGCCCAUCUUAACGAUAUUUUAAAACCAAUUAGAGAAGAGUUCACCGCAUCGCCAGAGUGGCAAUCAGUCGAGGUGCAAGCUUACCCACCAGAGCAAGGUCCAGUGAAGGUCAAAAAGGUCAAGAAAGAAAUCGAUCCAGCAAGAAAGGCUGCAGCAUUGGCGGCAAAGAAAAAUGUCGUCGCACAGCCGGACGGGCACGUUGAAGGAAAAGAUGCUCAAGAAGUUACCGUUGGAUCAAGCACGAAAGAAACAUUAGAGAAGAUGAAGAUUGCCUCAGAUUCAUAA
Molecule: messenger RNA, 1251 nt
Organism: Sclerotinia sclerotiorum 1980 UF-70
Lineage: Eukaryota; Fungi; Ascomycota; Leotiomycetes; Helotiales; Sclerotiniaceae
Exons: 3
Coding region: 1-1251 (416 amino acids)
Biological process (GO): tyrosyl-tRNA aminoacylation
Molecular function (GO): ATP binding; tyrosine-tRNA ligase activity
Source: RefSeq, a predicted model, not a curated record